This is a messenger RNA of Rodentolepis nana, 276 nucleotides long. The record is from the annotation of a GenBank genome assembly. NCBI's taxonomy places the organism in Eukaryota, Metazoa, Platyhelminthes, Cestoda, Cyclophyllidea, Hymenolepididae.
AUGGGUGAUGAGUGUCGAAGAAUGCACCCGAGGCUCGUCGAACUAGUUGUGGUUCAGCAGGCCACCUGCGAACGUUCCUAUUUCCGAAGAAUUGCUCAACCAUCAAGGGAAGAACAACAGACGAAGAAUAGGAAGAAGAAGAAGAAGAAGAAGAAUGUUUGUGCUCCCUGUUUGUUGGUGGUGCAACAGUCAAGAUUCAUAUCUACAGCAUCAGAUCAGGAGUCUGAUGCACACUGGAGAUUUUCAACCAGUGAGAGGAAUGACCAACCACAUUAG